Molecule: messenger RNA, 1457 nt
Organism: Symsagittifera roscoffensis
Lineage: Eukaryota; Metazoa; Xenacoelomorpha; Acoela; Convolutidae
Product: serum paraoxonase/arylesterase 2-like
Exons: 5
Coding region: 149-1288 (379 amino acids)
Molecular function (GO): arylesterase activity
Source: RefSeq, a predicted model, not a curated record
AACUGUUAAGGAGUUUCUUUCUACUUUGUAUAUUUUCAAUUAACCUCUAAAAGCGCAACCGCGCCUCGAAUUCAAAACUAAUUUGUUAGCAUAUUCGCAUCUUUAUUUGCAAACCAACUUGAACUUAUAUCUUGCUCCUAUUACUUUUAUGGGGGGGCUUGGGAACUUGAUAUGUUGGGGGAUCCUGCCAGUAAUAGUGGCGAUCGGGGGGUUCUAUAUGCAGUACCAGGCGAACGUGUUCAAACUCCUGGACAUUGGCAAACAUGUGUAUAACCACUACCCUGGACCCUGUCGAGUUGUCGAGGGCUUAGAAUACGGAGCAGAAAAGGUGAUCGUGCUGCCAAAUGGACUAGCGGUGAUUGGAUCGGGGAUCAAGUUGGCAGGACGCAACAUGACAUGGGUGGAAAACUCGGGCCUGUUUCUGUUCGACUUCACGAAUCCCUGGCAGAAUGUGACCAAGUUCCAGUUCAGCUCCAACUACGACCCAACAGGUUUCAACCCGCAUGGAAUCGCAUUCUACGAAAACCAGCGUACUGGGCGAAUUUCUCUCUUCUUAGUGAACCAUCGGCCAGAUGGAGACGCAAUAGAAGUAUUCGACAUCGACUUUGCGAACAUUCGGCUAAUAUUCAAGAAAGCCUUCAGACAUCCUUUGAUUUACAACAUAAACGACAUUGCGCCGACGGGGGAGAACAGUUUCUUUGCGACGAUUGACCAGUACAGCACUUCUGAGAGGGGAAAAUAUUGGGAGAUAUUCGGCUUCCUCAAAUGGGGAAGGGUCAUCCACGUUGACGGGUCAGAAGCGAAGGUUGUGUGGGAGGGACUGAACUACCCGAAUGGGCUGGCCAUCACGAGGGACAGACGACACCUCUAUGUGGCGGAGUUCGUGGGGGGUGACAUCCAGGUGUUCGACGUGAGUCAGAAGGACAAGAGUCUGAAACAUGUGAGGAGCAUCGCCACUCACACCCACCCAGACAACAUCGAGAUAGACCACGACAGUGGGGACCUGUGGAUCGGCUCGCAUCCAGUUUUCUUUCGUAUCUUCCAGCUGAAAAAAGGACCCAUAGCUCCCGCCUCUCAGGUGAUCAAAAUAUCCUACGACCCAAUUGCGAACAGGGCGCCCAUAAUCAACGAAGUGUUCUCGGAUGAUGGGAUGAUAUUAAUGGGAUCGGCUGGUGCAGCCCACUGGAAAUCUCGACUGCUUGUCGGAUCCGUAUUCGAACGUCUAGUUUACUGCGAGAUAAAUGUCCCCUACACGGCCAAUGAUAUAGUGGAUAGAUGGACUAUUUAAAUGAGUAUUAUAUAUUUGUAGUUAAAAUCAAAAAAAGAAGCCGUUCAUAUAAAAUUGUGUUUCUAACAUCGAAAGCUUCCUUUCUUUAACGGCAAAUCUAUAAUUAUUUUGACUUAUUGUUUGUAGUUGUCAUGCUUUUGCUGAGGUUUGGAGCUGAUUUUUUUUUCAU